Molecule: messenger RNA, 1491 nt
Organism: Prunus armeniaca (apricot)
Lineage: Eukaryota; Viridiplantae; Streptophyta; Magnoliopsida; Rosales; Rosaceae
Source: the annotation of a GenBank genome assembly
AUGGAGGCCUCUGGUUUGAAUGGGGCGUCAAAUUUUGAUGAUGAGAAGGCGUUGAAAGGUUUGCUUGAGGCGUUUGGUGCUGCGUUUUCUCUUGAUCAAAUAGCUUCUGCUUAUUGCAAGGCUGGGAAGAAUGCUGGCGAUGCUGCUGAAGCUCUGGCUAUGUCUACACCUAAUGGUGAGGCAAAGCCAAGGGGUGAAGAAGAAUCUUCACGAUUAUCUCUCGAUAUUAGCUCUAAGAAGCCAUAUCUAUAUCAAGCAAAUGGGAAUUCCAGAGCUUCAAAGCCCAAAUAUCGUCCUAUUUCAGGGGGCAGUGUUUCAAGCAUUAUUGGGAAACAUUAUGUGAAGAAAACACCAUCAGCAAAUGGGUCUUGUAAUGCAACCAAACCCUUGAAGCUGGACUCUGAGGUGUUGCCAAUGUCGGAAACUUGGGUGGAAAAGGCUGAGUCUAAUUCUUCAAGGAAUGAUGGUCUCCACCAGGAUAUGGAAGAUUUUCUAUUCACUAUGCUUGGAGAUGGAUUCAAGCUAGAAAGAGAGAGGAUUCGAGAAGUUCUUGAUAGUUGCGGAUAUGAUAUGGAAAAGAGCAUGGAAAAGCUGAUUAAUUUACCAGCAUCAACUUCUGACAAAAGGAACGGACUCGUCACUAGAUCCAGUGAUAAGUCUGCAGGUUUGUAUCAUAAAUCUGAAGUAUCUUCUGAGAGAAAGUGCAUAAACUCCUCUGAAGGUAAUGGAGAUAAGGCUUCAAAUACAAAUGGUGUGGACUUUACGGGACAAAAAAAAGAGAGAAGUGAUCUCCAGAAGGAAGUUCUGGCUGCUUUGUUCAGUGCUUCUGAGAGAUCCGAGGAGAGACCUGAGGAGCUACCAAGAAGAACAAUAAAGGCAGCAAGUAGAUAUGGAGCAUAUGGACAAUUAGUGGUUGAACCUCCAAAUGAUUUCAUUUCAGAGUGCAAAUCAGCUGUUGUGUAUCAACAGCAUCCUAAGGAGGAUGAUGCAGAUGAUGAAGAUAACUACCAGGUUCUUCGUAAAGCUGUGAAGGAGUAUCGGACUACGAUGAAGGAAUAUUUCCAGGCUGCUGUAGAGGCAUUUUCUAAGGAGGAUCAUGAUCGAGCAAGCAAACUUCUAGAACAAGGAAAAUUUUUCCAAGAAAAGGCACGUGAAGCGGAUGAAGAGUCAAAUGAAAUGAUUCUAAGAACAAGAAACGUUGAGACACAAGGUGAAAUAGUGCUUGACUUGCAUGAACGCAGUGCCAAGGAGGCGAUACGUCUUUUGAAGUGUCAAAUUUCUUCAUUUUCUGGAAUCUCAUCAAUCAAGUGUCUUAAGGUCAUCAUUGAUACACAAGAGGAAGAGAUCUCAAAAGGAUCUCGUAGACGAGUAUUGGUUUUGAAGCUACUGCAGGAAGAAUCUAUUAAGUGGACUGAAGGGGAAAAGGCCGGAACAAUACUAAUCCAAUUAGACAGUAUUAAUCGGAAACGUUUAACUUUCAUUAAAAAGUAA